Molecule: messenger RNA, 2494 nt
Organism: Scatophagus argus
Lineage: Eukaryota; Metazoa; Chordata; Actinopteri; Scatophagidae
Product: sodium- and chloride-dependent GABA transporter 2-like
Exons: 15
Coding region: 69-1904 (611 amino acids)
Biological process (GO): sodium ion transmembrane transport
Cellular component (GO): membrane
Source: RefSeq, a predicted model, not a curated record
CUAAAUCCCCAGGGACUGCUUCAGCCUUGAGACCAGAGUUAAACUUAGAAGAUCCAAGUGGCACUGCGAUGAAAGGAGACGUUGCCAAAGCACGACUCCCCAAUGGCACCAGCCAAGCCAAGGACCUGCUGUCCCCCUUGGAGGAGAAGAUGGAGGAGCGGGGCCAGUGGAGCAACAAAAUAGAGUUUAUUCUGUCGGUCGCUGGCUCCAUUAUCGGUUUGGGAAACAUGUGGCGCUUCCCUUACCUCUGCUAUAAGAAUGGAGGAGGUGCAUUUCUCAUCCCCUACUUGAUCUUCCUGUUUACUUGCGGUGUUCCUGUCUUCUUCCUGGAGACUGCCCUGGGCCAGUACACCAGUGAGGGAGGCAUUACCUGCUGGAGAAAAAUCAGUCCCUUGUUUGAAGGUCUUGGCUAUGGCACACAGGUAAUCGUGACUCUGUUGAACUUCUACUACAUCAUCGUUCUGGCCUGGGGGAUUUUCUACCUGUCUUUCUCCUUCUCUUGGGACCUGGCCUGGUCGUCCUGCAACAACACAUGGAACACAGAAAACUGUGUGGAAUUUCAGAGGAGAAACAGCUCAAUCAACCAAACAAUUGACCCAAACACCACCUCUCCUGUCAUGGAGUUCUGGGAGAGAAGAGUGCUGAGGAUUUCCUCAGGCAUUGACCACAUGGGCUCUCUGAACUGGGACCUGGCCCUGUGCCUGUUCAUUGCCUGGGUCAUGUGCUACUUCUGCAUCUGGAAGGGGACGAAAUCCACAGGAAAGGUGGUCUACUUCACAGCGACCUUCCCAUAUCUGAUGUUGAUCGUGCUGUUGAUCAGAGGACUCACCCUGCCUGGUGCUGGGAUCGGCAUCCAAUUCUACCUUUAUCCAGACGUGGGACGACUGGCGGACCCACAGGUGUGGAUGGAUGCUGGCACACAGAUCUUCUUCUCCUAUGCCAUCUGUUUGGGGUCGCUAACUGCUCUGGGAAGCUACAACAAAUACAACAAUAAUUGCUACAGAGACUGCCUGUCGCUGUGCUUUCUGAACAGCGGCACGAGUUUCGUGGCAGGCUUUGCCAUCUUUUCCAUCCUGGGUUUUAUGUCUUAUGAACAGAACGUCCCCAUCUCAGAAGUGGCAGAAUCUGGUCCAGGCUUGGCCUUCAUAGCUUACCCCCGAGCUGUGAGCAUGAUGCCUUUCUCUCCUCUGUGGGCUGCUCUCUUCUUCAUCAUGAUUGUCUUUCUGGGGCUUGACAGUCAGUUUGUGUGUGUCGAGAGCCUUGUUACGGCGAUAGUGGACAUGUACCCCGCUGUGUUCCGACGUAAAAACCGCAGGGAGCUCUUCCUGCUAGCCGUCAGUCUCUUCUCCUUCUUCGUGGGCCUUGUCAUGCUCAUGGAGGGGGGCAUGUAUGUCUUCCAGCUGUUUGAUUACUAUGCAGCCAGUGGCAUGUGUCUUCUCUUCAUGUCCAUCUUUGAGACUGUUUGCAUUGCAUGGGUCUAUGGUGCAGAUCGCUUUUAUGAUAACAUUGAGGACAUGAUUGGCUACCGCCCAGGUCCUUACAUCAAGUACUGUUGGUUGUUCUUCACCCCAGCCACGUGCAUUGGUACCUUUGCCUUCUCCCUCAUUAAAUAUACUCCUCUGAAGUACAACAAUGAGUAUGUGUACCCGUGGUGGGGCUAUGUCAUUGGCUGGCUGCUCGCACUCUCCUCCAUGGUCUGCAUCCCACUUUGGAUGAUAUACAAGAUCAGCACCACUGAAGGGACACUCCGAGAGCGCAUCCAGCUGCUCAUCACACCAUGUGACAGCUUACCCAAAACAAAGAGGGAGCAGGAGAAAUUACUGGCCAUCUUUGCUCCUGGGGGAGAUGCCACCAUGAAUACAAAUGGUUACUAUCCUGUUUCAGAGAGAGACUCCAACUUAUGAGGCUUCCACUGGUGAUGCAUGUAGGAAAGACGUGGAGUUUAGUUCCCAUCUUUCACUUGCUGCACCUUCGCCUCCAUCCCAAAGAUCACAGCAGGGAAAGAUAUGAUAAAGUGUCACAUCAUCUACUCAAUACACAACAGACAUGGAGGACUCGGGUGAUAAUAGGCCUACAGUGUGUUGCAUUUGGAAGUGUUCUGUACAUUUCUUGCAUGGUAGUAAUAUGAUAAAGGAAUCAUAAAGAAAAAGAAUUUUAAAAGUCAUUCAUUAUGUGGAUGUAUUUUGCAUAACUUAGAGGUUUUAAAGGGCACAACAACAUUUAUUUCAGGGACAAAAGUCAUUUACUUUACUCAAACUGACUCACUAUAUUACUACGUUGGUAUGCAGUAUAUUGUUUAGUCCCGCAUUUUACUGGUGAUGCAAAUGAAAUAAUUCACUAUCAUCUGAAAUGUAUGAGCCAACCUUGCUCUGAGAAAAUGUUGUUUAUCACAGGAAGUUAGUGUCAUUUUCAUCUUGGGCAAAGGUUGUAAUUGUAAAGAGACAGACAUACACGCUCCCCCAGAGGUCUAUAAAUAAAUAUGUUAGUUUGCAUA